Astyanax mexicanus (Mexican tetra) is the source of this 732-nucleotide messenger RNA. RefSeq names its product protein FAM13C-like. Bases 219 to 488 code for a protein of 89 amino acids. The transcript is spliced from 3 exons. NCBI's taxonomy places the organism in Eukaryota, Metazoa, Chordata, Actinopteri, Characiformes, Acestrorhamphidae. The record is from RefSeq and is a predicted model, not a curated record.
AACAUAGAAAAUAAGAACAUCAGAAUAACUGAAUUUGAUUGCUGUGUAGGCCUACACUACACUGGGAUGGGUGUGUGUGUGUGUGUGUGUGUGUGUUUGUUUUGUUGCAGAGUGGGGAUAAGGGCUUGGAUAAAUUGAUCCAGCAGACACUUUGUAGCACUUUGCCGACACAAGAGGCCAGUAAUCCUGCCUUCAUCUCGCAGCUGGAGGAGAUCAAAAUGACAACAGCUCAGACAAACAACACACACUCCGUCAACAGGGCUGAGAUACUAAUGCAACUGAAAGAAACCAGGGUAGAGAAGAGACGGCAGAGGAAGAUUCUGAAAGAGUUUGAGGAGACGGUUCUCUUGAAGACUGGCAGGAGCGCACAGAGAGAGGACCGGGUUCCCAUGGCGGCGGAAUACGACCGCUACGAAACUCUGAAAGCCAGGCUAAAGUUGCUGAAAAGGAUGCUGGGACAGACACACACUGUGAAAGCAGCCGGGUGAGCGAGGCUUUAGCCCCUGCCGUGCUGAAGACUGGAGCGUAUUUGUUGACGGACUGUAAUUUUGUAAUUUUAAGAGAUACUGUUUGUUGUCUUUGCAGCGCUUUAUAAUUAUUUAUGAAAAAUGUUAUCAGUGGCAAAUAUGCAAUCACGUUGUUUUUAAAAAAAAUGAAAAAGAGUACUUUUGUAUAAAUUAUUUUGUAUUACCAAAGGCUAAAUGUUGCACAGCUCAUUUCACAGUGACCACA